ACUGGGCGGGACUGCGCACGCGCGAGGCCAUCUCCCGGAAGCGGCGAGCGACGGGCAGCGCCGAGGGCCAGAAAGGCGGCGGGUGUGCUGUGCUGCGGGUCGCCAUGGAGGACGAUGCGCCGGUGAUUUACGGGCUGGAGUUCCAGGCACGAGCUUUAACACCUCAAACAGCAGAAACAGAUGCAAUAAGAUUCUUGAUUGGAACGCAAUCUCUUAGAUAUGAUAAUCAGAUUCACAUCAUAGAUUUCGAUGAUGAAAAUAACAUUAUAAACAAAAACGUUCUCCUUCAUCAAGUAGGUGAAAUUUGGCACAUUAGUACCAGCCCUGCAGAUAAAGGUGUACUAGCAACCUGCUACAAUAAAACUUCAGACGGUAAAGUCAUGACAUGUGCUGCUGUUUGGAGGAUGCCGAAGGAAUUGGAAUCAGGCAGUCAUGAAUCCCCUGAUGAUUCAUCAAGCAACACUCAAACCCUGGAGCUACUCUGUCACCUUGACAACACAGCCCAUGGCAAUAUGGCCUGCGUUAUGUGGGAACCAAUGGGAGAUGGUAAAAAGAUUAUUUCACUGGCUGAUAAUAACAUAUUAUUGUGGGAUUUGCAGGAAAGUUCAGCUGAAGCUGUGCUCUCUAGUUCUGCAGCCUUGGAAGGGAAAGGACAAUUAAAAUUUACUUCUGGAAGAUGGAGUCCACACCACAAUUGUACACAGAUUGCAACAGCCAAUGACACCACUGUUCGAGGAUGGGAUACACGAACCAUGAGACAGAUAUAUUGCAUAGAAAAUGCACACGGACAGCUGGUACGAGACCUGGACUUUAAUCCCAAUAAACAGUACUACCUGGCUAGCUGUGGAGAUGACUGCAAGGUGAAAUUCUGGGACACAAGAAAUGUCAUGGAACCAGUGAAGACACUAGAGGAGCAUUCCCACUGGGUCUGGAAUGUCAGAUACAAUCAUUCUCAUGAUCAGCUGAUCCUUACAGGAAGCAGUGAUAGCAGAGUUAUUCUGUCCAAUAUGGUAUCAAUUUCUUCCGAACCAUUUGGUCAUAUGGUAGAUGAUGAUGAACUAAGUGACCAAGAGGACCAGCAUCAGGAAGAGAAGAUUUUUGUAUACAGGCCUUUCAGGGUUAAAGAGCCCCUUCAGGACAGUGUAAUAGCUACCUAUGAAGAACAUGAAGAUAGCGUAUAUGCAGUUGAAUGGUCCUCAGCAGACCCGUGGCUGUUUGCCUCUUUAAGUUACGAUGGGAGACUUGUGAUUAACAGGGUUCCCAGAGCUCUUAAAUAUCAUAUACUGUUAUAAUUUGUUUGGAUUCUGGUGGAGUUCUUAUCUUGAUGUACAUAAAUGGAGGGUGCAGUUUUGAAUUGGGAGCUUCAUCUCAAGGAUUCCUAUCACAGGAAAGACAUUGUGGAACCUGGAAAAAGAGCAACGUAAUUUUGCUGCCAGGCCUGUAGGACAGAUUUAUGAGCUGGCUUAAGACCCAUCAGAACUGGAGAGUAAGUACCUUGAGCUCUUCUGGUAUUGCCCCUGACAGAGGCUGAGUCACUUCUUGUUUAUUCAUUGUGGGAUAAUAUCUGCUGGGAACAAUAAUGAGAGUUUACUAUUUAGCGUUUGAAAAAUCCUUUAUUGUUCAGUUGGCUGGACGUUGUUCUUUACACUCGUUUUUAGCAAAUUAUUUUCGGAUGACAAGUGUUAUGAAUAUUUCACUUCUGGAUUUUAUGAAUUCUUCUGAGUGGCAAUGAACAUCAAUUCCGUCCUUACAAUGAAGGGGGUGCCCAUGCUUACCUGAAGAGUGUAACUUGAAACUUCUAAAAAAGAAAUUUGUCCCUACAAGUUUAUAAUUUGUCUGCUUCACUUUUCCACAUAGCCAAAACAACCAAACAAAAAAGGCGUUUUGAGUGGAAUGUCCUAGAAAGAGUACUGAAUGUAAAGGGCAUUGUAAAACAGGAAGGUGAGCAGGUUACAGUGUUGUAAUGACUGGAUGAAGUCGGUAGAGAAUGGAGAAUCACAGCAAGCAGAGCUACGGAGCAAGCAUGUUGCAGACAAAUAUCUUCCUGUUGUCACGAAUAAGAUAUUUGUAAUGAUGUGAGAGCUGCAAGCAGGGGAGUGUGUGUGGGAACGGCAGUGGCUUCUGUUUGUCUGUGCGCUAGUCAGUUUGGGUGUCUUCUGAAAUGUUCAAAGAGACUCUGCAAGAACAAUACGGACAAAAAGGUAACAGGCUACUGGGUCUAGCACUGGCACGUUCUCCAUACCUGGUAAGACGCCUGAAGUGAACUUUGCUGGCCAGGAAGGUGUCAGUAGAAUAGGGAAGGGUUGUUCUCUCUGCUUGCUUGAUCCUCUGUUUUAAAGUUGCCAUUUUCUAGCUCCAUUUAUCCCAUUUUGGUGUCUUUCCCUAUUGAAUCCGUGAGCUGCUGAUGUUUCCCACAGCAACAGUAUUACCUCUCUCUGCAGUUUUAUGUUUAUUGCGUGUGGCUUUUCCCCAUAGAGUUUCAUCCAGCCUUUUCUCACAACUCAUCUGCUUUCUCAGGAGUCAUAAGCAAAGCCAGGCAGCAUGCCAUGGGUGACACAGGGUUGCUGAGAGAGCAGCUUUCCCAAGAGUCCUAAUCUGUGUAAGACAAAAGCAGACAGGUUUAUUCUAUGGUGAGCCAGGAAUGUAUGCCACAAGACAUAUGUGUUACCCCAGAUGAUUUGUAUCAGCAUGGAUAGACCAACAAUCGUAUGACAUAACCUGUCCUGCAUAUGAACUAUUAUCUAGUCACCCAUGACUGAAGAGCAGUGGGGUAGGUCUUUUUACCGUGUGGUGAAGAACAGCCCUACACUUGCACAGGAAGAAAUAGAUCUCUUUCUGAGCUGUUAUUCUCAAAGUUCCCUCGUCUUGAAACUCGAACGUCUUUAAUUUUAUGAAAUAUCCUAAAUUUAUUUUCAUUUUUUUUAUCCUAUACUUGAUUUUAGUUGGGCAGGGGGGAGGCAGGUCAGAACAUGAGAGAACCAGUAGGAUUUGGUGGUGAAUUAUUUCUGACUGCAUAGAAAGAUUUGUGGUGCUAGUGUAAAUGGAUAUAUGCUUUAGAGCCCAUUAUGGCAAUUUGUGUGGUGAGGUAGGUCAGACUUAGGCGUGUCAGACACAUUGAGCAGCUAUAUUGAAGAAGAAUAUAGUUCACUCAGUUUUUACUGGAAAGUGAUAUUCUGAAUAAUGAUGUCCUGCUAAAGUUCAGCUACCCAAGUUUGGUGACUUUUCUGUGGGUACAUGUUAAUUCCUGGAAUUAAUUCAUUAUGGUUCUUUUGUCUCCAAUGGCAGUUCCUGUUGUCUCCAGAUAAUUUGAUACUGUCCUUACCUGCUGUAACCUAUUUCUGUAAAUUGUAUAAAUGCCUAUUUUAUGUAGUCUAAAGAAUGUUCUGUGGAGUGCAGGAUCUCUUAGUGACGUGCUCAGUAUUGUGGCAGCACUAUCCUAUCCAGGAGUAUAGUAGAAGUUAAUUUAGGAGAAAAACAUCUGCAAAGGUUUCACCUACUUCCCUUUUACACUACUCAGCAGUUAGGAAGAUGCUUCCAUGAAUAACUCUUACUGAAUCUGCUUGCUGAGGCCUCCUUGCCAUGAAGUGCACACUGUGUAAGAGAAUGGUGGGGAGAACAGUGCAAAAAAUCUGCUACUUAGUCAGGAUGUGGAUAUAAACCACAAAACGUUUUGCAAAUCAAAUUUGGAUUUGGGGCUUAGCAUAAAAUUAGGGCACAAAAUAACUACACUGUGUGCAGAAAAUGUUAAUAGAAAAAGUGCGGAUUACAGUAAUGUGUUGUGUGUGGUCUGGUGAGUAGACAACAGCAGAAGGGCAUGUGGCAGGACUGUCUCACUGGUGGUUUUGCUUCUGCUGUUGUGAAAAGCAUUUUCAAUACUUGCAUAAUUUAGAGCAUGACAUUAUGAUUUUCAAAGCUUCGAAUUGGAGUAAAGCAUUUACAUAAUCUAAUUAAAUCAUGUAAAUGUUUCAUGAUAAUAUUCAAGUAAGUGCAAAACUCGUUCUGCAGAUGCAUCCCAUUCUUAGGCCAUUGGGGAAACCCAAUUUAUGCAUACAGAUCUAUGUUUCUAACCCUGCAUGCUCUGGGAGGUCAACAGGGUACUUACUGAAUGCUCUGUUCUUAGUAUAACUUCUGAAGCCUGCUUCGCAGAGCAUCAUCUUUCCAAGAAGCUUGAAGGUAAGCUGGGACCAGAGGGAAAGGCAAAGCAGAUUUAAAAGGCUACUUGCAACCUCUUAUAAUUUGAAUGAAAGCAAUGCUACUGCAGUAUGUAAUAAAUUGCUUCAAUUUCAGUGAACAUUAAAAUAAUCCCAUGGUGACACUCGUAGCAGCAGCCCUGCCACAUGUAGUAUCAGAUCUCACAAAGCAUGCAUCGUACUUGGAUGGGAAGCUACCAGGGGAAGCCCCACAAAUCCUCCUGGUGAUUGUUGGGUUUGUUUUUGCCUCUGGCUGCACUAACUCACAAAAUAUUGGAAGCACUUGGCCAGCAUCCAUUAUGAGAGAUGCUGCUUGUAGUGAAAUUAUUUAAAUAAUAUUUUUUAUCAGCACAUUCUCACUAAGCUGUCUUCAACAGUAGCUCUUGUUGAAUGCUGUCUUUGCUAGACCAUAGCACUGCAAUAAGCAAGUGAAUUGAAUCCUAAUUUUCCAAAUGUAGCCAAGCUAACACAAAGCUAGUAUUAGUAAGAUUCUUCUAGAAAGUGCAGCACUGCUUUGCUAAAAUGAAUUCAUGUAGUUGACAGAGGUAGUUUGUUCAAGACCGGGUCCCUGUCUGUUUUAAAUAAGAUCAUUGCCAUUGAUCAGGGCUGUACUGAUUUACCCUAACUGAUGACAGAAAUGUGUGUGUAUACUCUGCCAGGUGUUCUGUGCUUUCUCAGUAAUUAUAAUUGUUAGGAAGCACGUGGAUAUUAUCUGUGCCAGGCUGCUGAUGAAGCCCAUGUGCUGUUAGAAACACAGGGCUGCCUGCACACAUGGUGUUGACCUGGUUUGUGCACACACUGUGACUGCAGUGAGCCCAGCAGCUCUGUGUUUUCUCUGAAAAUGUGGAUGUUUUAAGGGAAGCCUAGAUCUAACAUACCUCUAAAUCUGGAAUUUGUAGUAUUUACUGUCACAGUACAUUAUCAUAUCGAAAGUUUGUAAAUUCAUUUGGAGCACAGUGGUACAGAAAGCUGUGAAUAUGUGAAAGUCAUUGCUAAAGUAGCUCACAGAAAGGUGAAAUUUAUCAGUAGUGAAUUAAGUCUUUGCUAAUUAGACAUAGAAAUCUAAUUACUUUGCAAAUUUUUCAUCUAAUUUUUAAGGGAGUGAAGCUAGUGUAAAACUCAAAUGGAAGCAGAGGUGUUCAGCACACAGUGUUAACUGCCAAGGAGAACAACACGGUGACCUUAUUUGCAGCUGCACAUGUAUCAUGUGUAGGAAUGCCUGUCAUAGCCAUAAUGAUUUAACAUCAGGGCAGGCCAAUAUUUCUUGGUUCUUCCUCCGCAGUGUAGGCAGUUUCCUUUAUAGGUUGAAUGGGAAGCUGUAGGUGUUUCUGGUGAAAAAUGGUAAUGCUACAGAGGUGCCCUUUACUACAAAUUCAGCACCAUUUGCUUCAGUUCACCUCAUGAAAAAGAAUUUGCAAAGUCACAGCCUGGGGGAUGAAGUCACAGCUGGGUGAAGUUUAAGUUUUGGCAUGGUUGGAUUCUGCUUGUUUGGAUUACUCAGCUGUUAAUUGUACAAUGUUUAAGCAUAGUAGGUGACACUAGAGAAAUUUAAAGCUACUGAUUUUUUUGUUUUUUAAGGUGCUAAGACUAUUUCAUUGCAGAAAAUAAUCCUUUUAGUUUAAAGCCUGCAAUAUUUCUGUCAUAGUAGUUUACAUUUAGACACGAAAGCUUAUAGAGGUAAGUUUAACUCCAAACACUAAAACAUUUACCUUAGUACAGCUAUUCAUACUUAAUACUUGUCUUCUUACAAAAUACUUUAACUGCCACUAAAUAUCCUGUGUGAAUUGCUGUUAAUAGUUCCAUAAUAAAGUCCCUUUCAAUUACCUUUCAAUACUAUAUUGACUUUGAGCCUGAUAAAUCACCUAUUUAAACUCUACUGAAGGAUCUCAGGUAGCAGUCUUUAAAAAUGUAUGGGCCCUUACCCAUCAGUCUUUGUAAGCACCUGAUGCACAAGAAUCCAUGGUCUCUGAAUCACUUCUGAAGUCCACAGCUUCUCUGUUCAACUCUUCAUGGUUUAUAUUCCUGUCACUGCUCACCUGGGGCAUCCACACUUCAACAGGAGGGGCAGAGCAUUUAAGUCAGCUUUUUUUAAUUGCUAAAAAUGGUAAUUUAGGUUGCAGAUCGAUGGAGUUUGUAAAUUCUUGUUUCCAAAUUACUGUGAUUUUUUGUGGAAAAAUUUGAAGAGUUUGGGAAAAGGGAGAAUAAAUGGAAGAACAAGUAAGGCAAACUUUAAUCUUCUCUACACACAUACAAAAAACUUUUCAACCUUAGCAAUAUCCCCAGCUGCAUAUUAACUAUCUCUGUGACUGAGAUGCAGCUCAUAAAAUAGAAUUAUUUUAAGAUAAAUAAAUGCCAAUGAGUAAAAUGAACAGUGAGUCUCUCUCUGUUUCUCACAAUGCGUCCAGUGAAAAUACAAGGCAUCAAGUUUAAAACAAAAAAUGCUUUGCCUCAUAACGUGGGCUGUAGUUUCAAGGAUGUCUCUCAUAGCAACUGGUCCCCACACAACAUUCACCUCUGAAGACUUUGCUCUGGAUUGCUGGUAACCAAGCAGGUGAUACGGCUGAACGAUACAGCUGUGUUUGUUCUUACUCUCGAAGCAUCUCUACUGGCUUGUUGUGGAGGUAGGUCACGGGUUAGAUGUCUUUGCUACGAUGGAGUGCAGCCAUGCUCUGUCUUCCCCAGGACCUCCCGGGACCUCCAUGAAUAACUAUUUCCUUAUUUACAGUUAUGUUCCACAUUUUAAUCUUUGAGAGAUUUAUUAAAUGUGUGCGCAUGUGUGUACUUGGAUCAUGAAACUAUAUAACCCUGUCUGGGGUAUGUAUGAAAACUAUAAUGCCAUCACCAUGUAAAUACAACCACGGGAAUGUGAGCCUGAUAUAAAGCUCAUUAAUGAUGACACAACCUUUUCUGUAGUAGUUAUGUUAGUUAUAUUACUUGUAGAAUAGUUAUGUCUCUUCUACCAAGGCAUACAAGCUGAGGUUUGCUCUUCUACAGUCAAUGAAUCCAUGAAAUGAGGUAGGAUUGUGUUUUUCUUUGCAGAAACUUCGUUAAUGUUGUCUGUUUAGAUAGAAAAGAAUACCUAACCAAUUAUUAAUAGCAAGAGAGAAGGUACUUAUUUUUCGCCUGCACUUCUGUAUAUUUCAUAACAAAAAUCUUAACAUUGUGUCUCUUAUAUCCUAUAUACCAAAGGGCAAUCUUUUUCAGUAUUCCAUUUCUUUGUUAACUUCAGUUUAAAAAAAAAUAUCUGAACUUGGUGUAAGAUUUCUUUUUUUAAUUAGUUUUCAAAUUUUUUAGUAUAAAGUGAAAAUGUCUACAGCAUGAGGGAUAGAAAUUCACCUUUUGGUGCAGGGCCAUGAGAUUCUGUUUCUCUGAAUUCAAAACCAGCUCAGCCAACACUGUUCACACUUGGGGUGGGAGCAGGGGAAGAAGGAAGCAGCUUUUCUUACUGAACAGCAACAGCAUUAUUCUUGUUACUCUUUUCUAGUCUUAAGUGGGAUAAACUUUUAUUAACACAUCAUAUUAUUGAUCCUGUUCUUUUCUAGAUUGUGUGGGCUGUCAUUGAAGCUUUUGAGCAUUUGAAUGCUUUCUGUGUUCAAACAGGAAGGACUCUGACAAUCAAGUCUAAAAUAUGAAAGGUCUGACAGUUUUCAGAUGAACUUUAGAAGAGUAGUAAACUUAUUUUAAGAAAACACAUGCUAACCCAGACUUGUGUCUCCAUCUAAUGUAACUUUAUAGAUUCAGUGACUUUGAAUGAGUUGCCUUGUUUCUUCUAAUUCUUUCUCUUGCUUCCCCCUUCAUCUGCUGCCAGUCCACUACUGCAGAUAAGAUGUUUACUUCCCAUAAGAAUAUGGGCCCUGUUGCAAGGAAACAAAUUUGAGGUUUAAUUUAAUUUCCUAGUCUUUGCCUUAAAUUUUUAAUGCAUAUCUUACAAAUGUGGCCAACAUUUCCACAGGGCAAGAGGAAUUCAGUUGAGUCUUACAAAAAAAUAAGAGUGAACCCAACCCAACCCAACCCAGUGUUGCUGGCUGUCUAGCUGCAGCUGCUUAAGAGAGUGAAGAAGUUAAAUGGAAGUACUGCAAGAAAGCUGAAUAUCAUAGCAGUACAUGAUAACUCUCAAAUGUUUCUGGAGGAAAACAUAAAAUAAUUAGUGUUUAAUAAAUUGUGUGGUUCUUCAGCUCUGGUUUGUUGCCACUGAUCACUUUUAACCAUGCCAAUUCCAAAAUGUAAAAAGAGUUAACUCAAUCACAUUAUUUGCAUAGUCUCUAUUUGCCUUCUUACAGUGUUCCCAGCAUAAGGGAGCCUGGUUACAAAAGAAAAAGUAGUUCUGUCUUGCUGGAGAUUGGCAUAGGUUCAGUCAGGAUUUUUUCUGAAGUUUUUGAUACAUUUUUUUAAUGCAACCUUAGCAUGUUCACUACAGCUUUCUGGCAUGCUCACCACUUUUCCUUUUGCUGCUGUCUUUUAAGAUGGUUUUACAAAUGCCAUAGUUAGUGUCGAUGACAGCAUACUUAACACACAUUAAACAAGAGGGCAUGGUCUAAUCUUCAGCAAACCCUGUGUCUAACAUGACUCUUCUCAUCCUUGAUCAAACAGUUUGGCAUGUUAUUCUAGUUGACUGUAGCUUAAAAUCACUGUUUUCUUGUAGUUUGCAAAUACUCUGGGUCCUGUUAAUCUUGGUAUUCUGAAUAUAGAAUCUGUUUUGUUCUCUACAACUACAGGGUCUGUACCCAUAACACAACUAAUUUUAUUUGCACAAUAUCAAACUGCAACACAGAGAAAGAAGGAUCCCCAUAGUAAUAACAGGAAACAAAGGCACAAGUAAGUUUAAGUGAUUUAUUCAGGUAAAUCAAGCAGAAGUUGUCUGUGGUUAUGCCAGAAAAUGUGCCCCAGGACCCUGAGAUUCUGUCCAGCAACUCAGUUUUCAGGUCAUCCUUUUUAGUUUUAGAAACAUUACAUUAUGAUAUUUAUUAACAGUGUAAUUAUUCAGGGGAAUAACUGUUGAUACAGUUUUAUGUUAGAAAAGUGUAUAAUUGGAAGAGUGCAGUUAGAUGGUUAGUGCCCAGGUGUUACUUUUUGAUGUCUGAAUCUGUUCAGCAGCCGAGAUCAUGUCUAUGAGAACAUCCUCACUGAAGCACAAUGUGUGAUGGAAAGAAGCUGUCUCCUGUGCUCCACAGCUGGUUGUAGGUCUUGGAGCUGUUUGCUGUGCUCUGGGAUCACAGUCCCAUCAGUUUUGCUUUCACCCUUGGAGAACACAAAGAAUAGCUGAAAUGAACAGAAGAACAGCCAUACAUUAUAGGAAUAAAACCUCUGCACUGUAAUUUGGAAUUAAAUAAUCUUGCAAAAUCAAGUACUCUCAUGAAGUACAGCCAGUUACUGCUCCGCUAUGAUGACGUGUGAUCUUAAGUGUUGGGAAGGGAGUUUAAUUAAAAAAAAAAAAAAUCAAACUUCAGUGCAUCUGGCAAUGGAAAAAAAAAAAUUAAUUUUGUUUAAUUUUUAAUCAGACAGCCGGAGACAACCACUGAGCACUACUUGCCAAUUAGAAUACUAAUGAACUGCACACUGGGUUAGCCUGUUUUUAAAGGAUUGCAAACAAUGCACUCAAAGUUGAUGGAUUCUAUUUCAUUCCAGUCAAGUCUUCACAUAUUUACCUUCUCACUUUACAAGAAUUCGGGAAAUAUUUGCCUUGUUGUCUUCUUUAAAAAUCCCACCCCAUGGCUAAUUAUUUUUCAAAUGCAAAAAGCACAGAAAGUGGUAAGUGGCUUUCUUGAAAGCAUUCUUCAAAAAUAUAUAAACAGUGCAAAACAUUAGUCUUCACUGUUUGGCACACAUUCAGUGCCUUAAGAGUUUUCUUCUUGUUUGUUUGUUUUCAUUCUUCCUCUAGCAUAUUUGCGACUGUCUACCAUUCUCCAGCAGUGUGAAGUCCCUGGUUUUCAUGCUUUCUAUAGAUAUUGUUGUUAUUGCCCUAUAGCACACAAUUUCACAAAAGAUAGUGAGGUUGAGAGAAGAGAUAAAUUACCUAUGCCUAAAGUGGUUAUUUCUUAUAAUUUUUUAAGCAGCUACCUAUAGCAAUGCUGAAUGUAGUAGAAAAUGUUUGCUGAGCGGGGCUGACCGCUUUCUGUAGGCCAGGGCCCCAGAAAGCCAGGCUUGCUGCAUCUCCUCUCAGCAGCAGAAGCUCAGUAGAGGCAAAGAUGUCAUCACUAAGAGGAGGGAGGCCAAUGUUACCCAAAGUAGAGUCAUUGACCUGCACCCCUCAUGCUUCCAGUGGAGAACAGAGCAAUGAGCCUGCUUCUUUACCAUAGAACCAUAGAAUAGUUUGGGUUAGAAGGGACCUUCAAAGGUCAUCUAGUCCAACCCCCUUGCAAUGAGUGGGGGCAUUUUCAACUAGAUCAGGUUGCUCAGGGCCCUGUCCAGCCUGGCCUUGAAUGGGAUGGAGCAUCUACCACCUCUCUGGGCAACCUGUUCUAGUACUUUACUACCCUCAUUUAGGGCUUUGGGUUCUCUUUUCAAUUAGCUCUUCAUUCUCCCCUCCUCACAGCAGGAACUGUCAGUAACCGGCUUGUGAGGCAAAACUUGGUUCUUCCUACACUGCUGAGCUUUGCAGAUUCCUGGUUUACCCUCAUCCAGGUAUCCACUGCCCCGCAUUGCCAUGUCAGUUUGUCCCACUUCAGCCUCAUCUCUUGCAGCUCUGAAGGCCUUGCUGUGGGAGGCAGAGCCAAGUCUACAGCAAGAAAUACCAUUUCCCUGACUGGUUCAAAGGGACACCAACUAGGGAUGGAAAUACAGAAUGAGCUGACAAGUCUCACCUUACAUGAAUUAUACUAUAGCUACUGAGAAAGAGUUACACCCAAAAUAGCUGAAGCCCAAGUCAUCCAGGUCAAAGCUGGGAUAUACCAAGCCAACAGCUGUCAGUUUUAAAGGAGAGGUUUGCUCACUGGUUGUGAAUUUGCUUAUGAGACAAUGUAUAGGGAAAUUUUCUGUUAAAAAGGGCUGCUUCAGUUUGAGUUCUUUGUAAGAUUGUUUCAAUCUUGCCUCUACUUCACAAAAAGAACAUGUGGGAAAAUUCUAAUUCAUAUCAUCAUUCAUUUUCUGUAAUACUGUGCUGAACUUAAAAAAAAAAAAAGGAGUAAAUAAACCAAGAGUUUUGCUUUUUAGGUUUUUCUGUAAAACCUAAAAUACAGAACUUUAAAAAUUGAACACAAGAGCUGAAAUCAAACCUCAAAAUUAAAUUUGUUAAAAUGACUCAGGUCAAACUCUUUUAUGCCAGUAUGUAAAAACAGUCUGACAUAUCUUUCUGCAUAUUGUUCCUCCAUUGAAAAAUAAAACCUUUUAAGAGCUUACAUUGUCUUACAUGUACAUUCCUCAUGACAAGAGACUGAAUUUUUGUUAGGAUUUCUUCUUGUAUGGUUCCUGAUUCUGGGGGAUAUCGUUGGUUUUCCUGUCUCUUUUGAACACACAAAACGAGCUGUAGUUAGUGCGUUCAUAUUUCAAGAGAAGAUGCAUUUUCAACAGCUGGUUCAAUGUGGAAUCCAGGUUGUGUAGUGAAAUAUCCAUGUAUCAGUAGAAGCCCUUAUUCUUUGUAGGCCCAUAAAAACUUUCAAACUUGAAUUACAUAAAUAAAGUUACCAUUGUAUUUUCAGCUUAUUUAAUUUUUUUUGCCCCAGCUGACAUUACUUUUAGGAAUAGAAAUUUAUGUGAGCAGUCAUUGUACAGUAACAGUGUCAUGUGGAGCUGGGUAAAUUCUCAUGCAAUCAGGAAAAACUGUUUUUUUUUUUUAGUUAUAUGUACAAAAAAAAUGUAAAACUAAUAACACAGGAGAGACAGAAUAAUACCUAACUAUGAUAAGCCCAAUACAGAAGCAGUUGGAUACAUUGGAAAUAAAACUCUGUCCCACUUAAACUGCCAGCACCAGUAAAGGAAGAACACUGUGUUUAAUGAAGUAUGUAAAAUGUAAUACCAGGGAACUAAGAUAUUUAAGUGAGGAACAUUUUUAAGAUGUUUCCUGGGAAAUGAAUAAUGUGGUAGUGGAAGUGGGAAGUAAGGAGUGAAGAAGAAGAGAUUGUGAGAAGAAUCUGGAGAAUACCUUGUCCUCCAAAGAAGGUGUAGCAGCCCUUGGAUGACUGUAGAUGUUUUCAUUGUGAACUGGGCUCAGAUAAGCAGGAUGCCGUGCAUUUUAAGUAAUAAAAUCUUAUAAACAGACUUUCACUGAUAUGAGAAUGAGAACUUCAUAUUCUGUUCAGUGUCUUGGUUUUGCUCCUGUAAAACCCAAUACUUGGUAUUAAGUGCAGAAUUAAAGAUGAAACCAGUGUGAUGUCACAUCAAAGAGUUACUUUCUUGUGUGUAGACAACAUUGUGGCUCACUCCUCCAGUGUGGGGACGUGGGGUGGGAGCUGCUGGUUUUUGGGCUGAGCAGCUUUAUCUCUGUGCGAGAAGUAGCUCCUGCUAGUGUUAAAGUGCAACUUUUUGCCAGAGACAGUGAAAGAAUAACAUUGGAAGUAAAGAGCGGCUCGUAUGGCAUGUUGGUGCAUGUUGCGUUACCAAGAGGCACAAAUAGGUAACAUUUCAUUGUUUAGUAAGCUGGGGCUGCCUUCAGCUGGAUGAUAGAAAUCUUUCCACUUUUCCUUCCUCAGCCUCUGCUCUCUUGGCUGUCAAAGUUACAGUGAAAGCAACUGCACAUUUGUCACUGCUCUGACCGCUGUGCUGCUCUGUGAUGAUUUGUGCUACUCUGUCAUUGUAGUCUGGUUUUGAACCUUGCUGCAGUGUAUGUAUGUGAAAGCUACCUGGCAUGUCUGGCAGUGCGGGAGAAGCCAAAGGUCUUGUGGUUUACAGGUGGCAUUUUUUUUAUGGCUUCUGUGUAGUGUGUUUAGUCUCCAGAAAUCAUUUGAUGCAUGUUAAACAAAGACUAUUGGUGAGGCAUUAUUUUUAAUUAUUAUUUUAAAUGUCUUGAAAUUAAUUAAAAAAAAAAAAAAAAACUUCUGUUUUAAAUCACCAUAAAUCAAUCUUAAUGCUAGGAUGAGUUGUUUAAUAUAGAAACACCAGUUUUACAUGGGAAAGCAAGGCACUGGUUGCUGUUCACAAUUCUUUGUCAAUGUGUCCAAGUCUCUUAGCAAGCAGUAUGUUUUGUUAAAGACUACAGCUUUUCAUAGGAAUGUAUGUAUCUGAAGUCCUUGUCAGAAGUUACUGAAAAAGGUAACUUAUUAUUUCUUAAAAUGUACUCACCAGAGAAGGUAGAACAAAUUAGUACAGCUCAGUGUUUUACAGUAACAGUGAGUAGUAUUAAUCAAAAGUCAAAUUCAGUUGCCAGACUUUAGUUGCAAGUCAGUUCUCUGAAUAUUACUCCCUCUCUUGGAAAAAAGGGAUUUUAUUUCCCUGUACAUGAGUAGUUUGUAGGCUGAUGUCUUACAGAAAUCUGUGGUAUUCACAACUAAGAACAUUAAACCUGUAUGCUUGAACUACUGUCCUGCUGCUUUGAAGGUUGUCAGCAGUUUUAAAUGUCUCAAACUAUCCUUUUUUUUUUUUUUUUUUUCCCUACAUAAAUUAUCUGUGAUGUGUUAUAUUAGACUUUGAAAUGCUUUUGGAAAUCUGUCAGAAAAUAAUUUGGUAGAAUCCUCUUUGUGAUAAACGUACUUACGUACCAAGUCAGUUACUAGUAAUACGAGUGAUACUUUUACUCACAGGGCUUCUUAAAGUACUCUGUAAAGUAAUUUCAUCCUCUUCUGAAGGGUUGUCUAUUAGGGUUGUCCAUUAUUGAUGGUCUCUUGUUUAUGUAAAGAUAUUAAAAUAUGUCUACGAGGAAAUGCUCAUUGUUGAUUGGAAUACCAUUCUUUCAAGGAGAUAAUAUAUUGUUAGAACUUAAACGCAGGGGAAAAAGACUCACUGUCAAAAUUGAACAGGCUUCUUUUGCUUAGCAAAUUUGUGUUGCUUAUAAGGACAAGCUUAAGUACAUCGAAUUCAUAUGUGGAAGUAAAGGUGUCUCAAGAAGUCCCAAGUGGACCUUGACUCCAGUAUGGCUGAUCUUGUCCAAGAGAAGGUGAACUAAAUGAGAGGGAGAAUUUUUAUAACCAUGUCUCUCUAGUAUCCCCUUUAAGGCAUCGAUCAGAUUAUCUUCUAAACUGUAUAAACAAACUUCCUCUGCUGAGCAGCACCAUAGACUCAAAAGUUCAAAUACAUCCAACUGAGGAAAGCAGAGAAGUUAUAAUAUCCUGUAAAUAUUAUAUAAAUAAUAUAAACGUUAACAUAAUGUCCCAUAUAGUCACAUCUGUAAAUGUGAUGUUGAGUGACAUUAGAGACAGUAGUUUGAAGAAUAAACUAGUAUUCUUUUGAUACUGUGUUGGUUUAAGUUACUUGGCUUAUUUCUUGGGUAUCUUUCAACAUGCAGAUUGGGAAUGACUGUUUUAGGGGAGUGGUAAAUGUGUGAAUAAUAAACAUCUGGAAAAUGCUCUUAGGUGCCACUAUCAUGAAUGCAUAAAAAUAUCUGGCUAGAUAUGAGCGGCCUGAUAAACUCAAAACAUCCACCAGCUUGCUUCGAGAAAAGCUCUAUGAUGCUAUUGGAAAAUGAGAGAUGGUGAUUCCUCAUUGUUUGGAAAAACAAGCCAGGUCUGUUCAUUGAGGACAGUGAAACUGCAAGUUUCAGGCAUGUUGAGUGCAUUUUCAAUGCAAUCAAGUCUUGCAUCCACAGAUACAUGCAGAGAAAUGUAGCUGCUAUCUUUCCAGUGACUGAGGCAGCAAUGUUAAUAGGUUCCAAGCACAGACAAGUACUAUCUGUUUCCAGAAAAAAACACAGUAAUUGGAAACAAUUAGGGGAGUGUACACUGAAUACAAAGUAAGCUGAAUAGUUAGGUGGCUGCUUGUGCUGCUUGAUCAGUUUAAUAUUGCUGUGAGCCCUGGAGAGAGCGUAUUCAGCCUGGCAAAAUUCUCCUUGGGUGCCUGCGAGUCAGAGCUACGUAACUCAACAUCUUUAGUUUGUUUCCUCCUUCUGACCCUAAACGCAGCCAGGGAUAUUAGAAGGAGUAAAUGUGGGGAGAAUUGCAAGCUGGCUCCUUUCCUGUUAGCCCGGUGUGAAUAUAUAACAUGUUUUCCUCUCAGCCCUGGUUUUUGUGGGUGUUUGUUUGUUCGAGCUUUUGUUUGUUGGUUUGUUUUUGUUGUUGUUUGUAUUUGUUUUGUUUUACUUUCUUUCAUUUUCAGUUAUGCCAGAUUUAUAUAGCUAUGGGAAAGAACUGGACUCUUUCUAGUGUCAGUUUUUGUUUUGUUACACAGUCUCCCACAGCAUCCUCACGGCUAAGUUGAGGAGGUCUGGUCUGGACAAUAGAGUAGUGAGGUGGGUUGCAAACUGGCUUAAGGAGAGAAGCCAGAAGAGUGGUAGUCAAUGGUGCAGAGUCUACUUGGAGGCCAGUAUCUAGUGGAGUGCCUCAGGGGUCAGUACUGGGGCCAAUAUUAUUCAAUAUAUUCAUUAACGAUUUAGACGAGGGAAUAGAGUGUACUAUCAGCAAGUUUGCUGAUGACACUAAGCUGGGAGGAGUGGCUGACACGCCAGAAGGCUGUGCUGCCAUCCAGCGGGACCUGGACAGGCUGGAGAGUUGGGCGGGGAAUAACCUAAUGAAAUUUAACAAGGGGAAGUGUAGAGUCCUGCAUCUGGGCAGGAACAACCCCAGGUUCCAGUAUAGGUUGGGAAAUUACAUAUUAGAGAGCAGUGUAGGGGAAAGGGACCUGGGGGUCCUGGUGGACAACAGGAUGACCAUGAGCCAGCACUGUGCCCUUUUGACCAGGAAGGCCAAUGGCAUCCUGGGGUGUAUUACAAGGGGGGUGGUUAGUAGAUUGAGAGAGGUCCUCCUUCCCCUCUACUCCGCCCUGGUGAGACCACAUCUGGAAUAUUGUGUCCAGUUCUGGGCCCCUCAGUUCCAGAAGGACAGGAAACUGCUGGAGAGGGUCCAGCAAAGGGCAACAUUGAUGAUGAAGGGAGUGGAGCAUCUCCCUUAUGAAGAAAGGCUGAGGGAGCUGGGUCUCUUUAGCUUGGAGAAGAGGAGACUGAGGGGUGACCUUAUUAAUGUUUAUAAAUAUAUAAAGGGUGAGUGCCAUGAGGAUGGAGCCAGGCUCUUCUCGGUGGCAAACAAUGAUAGGACAAGGGGUAAUGGGAUCAAGCUGGAACACAAGAGGUUCCACUUAAAUUUGAGAAAAAACUUCUUCUCAGUGAGGGUGACAGACACUGGAACAGGCUGCCCAGGGAGGUUGUGGAGUCUCCUUCUCUGGAGACAUUCAAAACCCGCCUGGACGUGUUCCUGUGCAACCUCACCUAGGCGUUCCUGCUCCAGCAGGGGGAUUGGACUAGAUGAUCUUUUGAGGUCCCUUCCAAUCCCAAACAUACUGUGAUACUGUGAAUUCUGGUAGCAGUUAAAUGGAAAUUUUACUCUGGAAAAUGACUAGGAGAAAUGGUUGCCUGGUCACUUAUUAACUUUUUGUAAACCACUCUUUGAUCACAUAAUCUUUUUUAUUCCUAACACAUCUGCAUCAAAGGCUGAUUUUUAGGUUUCUUUGGAGGACUAGGGAUUAUUGGGAUAAUUGGGAAAGAAACCUUGCAGUAUGACAACAUAGGCUGUUGGAUGAGGUUUUUGAGGGGGUUUUUAAUAGUUAUUUGCAGGUGCAAAACUGAAUCUUAAGAGUUCUCAGGGUUGUCAAUAAUACAUAAUAUUCACAGAAGUUGACAGGUAUUGUAAAUGAAAAGUUUUUUGGGACCAAAGGUCUUGUAACCACUUCUCUGUUUAAAUAAGAGAGAUUUUUAAAAAUUAUAUAGUUGACUACAUACAAAAGUCCAGUUGUCCUCUGUUUUAAAUCAAAAUGGAGAAUAACCAGAGAGAAUUCAGUUUUGAUUAGCAAAACAAAGUGAAAGACUUAGUGCCUAAGGUUAUGGUUUUCAGAAGGCAGCUUGCUACUCAGAUCAGUGGUGGGAAUAAAAACCAGCCUGACAAUGUACGUGUGUUUGUGACAAAGCACGUUCUAGUCUGAUACAUAAGGAAAAUGUCGAGUAGCAAUUCUUUUACCUUUGGAGUCUCAUGCUAUUUUGCAGGCACUUUUGGUGAUGGGUGACUAAUUGAGUGUAAUUAUUUUGGGAAUCUCUGUCUGGAAGUUAGAUUCCACCUGCCAUAUCAUCUCUGUAACUCAUUCUUCUUUUCCCUUCCUUUCUGUUCGUAUCUCACAUUAUUUUGAGCUGCCAUGAUAUUGCUUGCUUCUGAUGCACUCAGUAUGGAUGCCACAAUACAGAAUGGUGUGCCAAACCUCAACCAAGUUAAUUUAAUUGGACAUCUAGCAGAAAUUUUGGGGAAGUCUGAGGUUCAACAAGGAAUGGUAAUGUAUCUCCCUGAUACUUGGAAUUAUUUCAGAACGAUUUUAAUGAAAUAAGGAAGCUUUGCUGGAGCAUUUUGUCUUUGUCUACAAACUCCUUUGGCUUUGAUACAUUCCAAGUAUUGAAGUUAACAAUUGAGACUGUUCAAUUCUUGGUUUGUGUUUUCACUCAUAAAGUGAGUAAAGCAUCUGUAUAUUUAUAAGCUAUGCUACCAUGGCCUUUAGCAAACAUUGCAUUUGAUUAAAACAUUGGGCAGAUCAGGUUUUUCUCACUCCAAUUCAUCAGCAUCCAGAGGUUAUGAACCUCAGCUUAUUAGGGCUGUAUUAAUGAUGUGAUUAAUGGUAUAGCACUUCUUCCUUCCAGUUUUGCUCUGGCGAUUGACUUCCAUAGCAACAGGCCAUCAUCAGGGAAAAUUCUGGGGUAAAGUCUAUUAAUGAUUCCAAUCUGAAGGCUAGAAGCUCUGAAUCAUAUUGGAGAUUCACACUUAGCAUCAACCAAACCCUUGCUAGAAAACAUAUUAUUAGAAAGGGAAGAAUGGAUGUGGCAUCAUUCUGCUAAAAAAGCAAAACUGAUAUGUGACUCUCUUCUCUAUAUUUGGAUUUUGAGGUAGUUCCCACUCUCCCUUUUGCUUCCAAAGAAUGAAAGAAUGUUUGCUGGUAUUUGGGACUACCACAUCCAUAAACCCACUCCUAAAGAAAGAAAAAUGUUGAAUCAGUGUCUAUUGUAUAACAGAUUGUGUUUCUACAGGGGAAAUGCACAUGUGUGACAGGAUGCCUUUAAAAUAGCACACAGUAGUUUUAUUGUUUUGGAAAACUGCCUUGGAAGAGACUUGGAGAAGCCACCCUUGUGCUCCAAGUAGGAUCAGAUUGUCAUUUCUAUUUUGUAGAUCAUCAGUGGUGGAAAACCCAUAGCUUCCCUUGACAAUGUAUUCCAGUGAUUCAUUAUUAUUCUCAAUUCAGUGGUUUUCCUAAAAUCUAUCCUGGAUCUUUCUGGAUGGUGUUUGAACCCAUUGCUACUUGUCCUGUCCACCACUGGUACGGAGAACAGUUUAUUUUCUUCUCUGUUUUCCUGUGUUGUUGCUUAGUUUCUCCAGCUCUGAUAGUUCUCUUUGCUCUGGUUUUGAAUGUUUCCUAUAUGGUCACCUCUUCCUUGAAUAUCCAAAAUGAUUGAGCAGUGUUAUGCUUGUGAUUCAUAGAUUGGAAAUACUCCCCAGGUGACAACCCCCUCUCUUUUUUAAUUUUUUUAUUUUUACACAGAACUGUUACUAGCUAGCUUAACAGUUGGAUUUGAUGAUCUUAAAUGUCUUUUCCAACCGAAAUGUUUCUAUGAUUCCUUAUCUUAUAUUUGUGAUUGAGUAAAUGCUGUUUCUCCAGCUUGUUAAAAUCUAUUUGAAUACUUCUCUAGCCCUCCAGCAUACUUGCAAUCCCUCUUACUGUCAGGAGUAUUUUCUUCUGUCAUCUAGGUUGUUAAGAGAAAUGCUGAAAAGGACUGAACCCUGGACAGACCCUCUGAAGCACCACUCAAUACAUCUUUGUGUUUGACAGUGAAACAUUGGUCCUCCAUGGGUACAGUUAUCUAAUUUCUGUUUUCAGAUUUCAUCAUGACUUACUAAAGUCAAGAUGUAUGACAAUUACUCCCCUCCUACUAAAAAGGCCUAUUAGCCACACACAGGAAGAAAUGGGAUUGUUCUGUCAGUUUGUUCUUAACAGUUGUAUAUUGAUUGCUACUUAUGUCUGUUAUAUAGCUGCACACAGUGGUUUGCUUCAUCCAGAAAUGUUCUUGCAUCUGAAGUUCAGCUUGAGUUGUUUGUGGUUUUCCACACAGCUCCUCUUUCCUCCCGUUCUAACACAGGCAAUACACUUGCCCUUUCACCUGUCUUACAUGGGACAUCACAGAACUGCUAUCAGUUCCAUUUUUUAUAUAUCUCAGCUGAUAUUUGUCAAAGCAACUAACUUUGAAAAAAAUUAAUAAUCUCUGUUCUCAGUUGAGCUCUGACUCUUGUUUCUAUUAAUUCUUUUUGAUGCCAAUAGAUCUUUUUCAUUAAGAUUAAUGCAAAAAGUCAUUAAACCCUCUGGCAUUCUCUGCAUCAUCUCUAUAUUCUCUCUGAAUAGUUGGCUAACUGGUUGUAAAGGCUAAAAUCUGCUUUAUUUAUUUGUUUAGGGCUUACUGCGUAGACACUUUAGGUUGUGUUUAAUAGGUCAUAUGGUUCCCUUCUCAUGGCUGCCUGUAUUUGGAAUUGUAUCAAAACCUCUAGAGAGAGAGAUUGCUUCUUUCCUGAGGGGGUGCUCAGGAGGGACAAGUUUCUGGAAGGUUGACUUUGGCAGCUGGGUUUUGGAACAGAACAAAUGAAGAGAGUGACUGACUAAUGAGACAGACAGGGAAGGGGCAUGCAGGGGCCAGGAGGAGGCUGGAGUGAGUACCCAUAUACCUCAAAAGGACAGAGUGGCUGCUGGAUUAGAACAAGACCGGUGACAAAAAAACAGACUGAGGAUGUGGUAGGGAGAAAGUAGCUUCAUUUUCAAACCUAUUUCCAUCUUUCUUUGACCAGUCUGAGAUUUUUCUGUGUAAAAUAUUACAUUGUUCUGCGUCAUGUUUAGAGAUUGCAAGCACUUUGGUGUUUUGGAGCACCCACUUUAAGGGCAAGUUACGGGCAGAUCCACUUCAGAAGUGUGCUUGACCUGAUCUCUUCUCAGCAAUGAUCAUAGGGUUCCUUUGUUUCUUAUGGUCAUAUUUUGUGCCUUGACCUUUUUACUUGUGUUCCAGCUGCUUGUGCCAUUCUUUUAUGCCAUUCUUUAGUGACCUGACCUAGUUGCUGAGUUCUUUCCUGUGUUUGGUGUCAAUGAGAAGUCAUAAUUUAGCAAGGUUAGUCUCUUAUAACACUUCUGUCCUUUUUAAUGGAGAUGGACAGAAUUUAUGUCCCCAGUUAUUAGUUUUCUCCUGGCUCUUAAACUCAUGUCUUCUGCUUGUAAUGUUGUGUGGCCUUAAGGAGAUACUAGCAACCAGCUGCAGUUGCUGGGUUAUUCUUUACUACUGGCUUCUGUUCUGUGUAGCUGUCCAAGUGGUUCAUCAUAGGGGACUUUGUAUCCUUUGGCAUCCUCCCGACCACAGGUGUAUCUUUGAUCAUAUCCUUUAGCUCUCCUCCUUGCUUCCUAAAAGUUUAUACUGGCAGGCAAGAUUAAAUCAGAUAUCUUCUUCCCAGCCUUCACAGGAACACAGGUGUCAGUGCCUCUUCUUUCAAGUACAGUUCAGGACUAUGGCCAAGAUGUUCGGAGUCCUGACUGGGCCUGGCUCACAGCUGCAGGUAGACACAGAACAAGCAGAUGGCUGUGGUGCUAUUGUUUGUUCUCAUUGGUCUUCUGUGUGUUGUAACAUUUAUUGAUGGAUCUUUAUAUCAUCUUAGGAAUUUCUUCCAUUGCUCAAACACAUCAGGCUAUGGAGAUAAUUAAUAAGUUACUGUUAAUUGCAAAUUCAUGAAUUUCCCAUCUUCUGCACCUCCAAAUGCAGAGCCCUUUUAUACCAAACCCUAAAUGUUAGUAUUUUCAAGAAGAAAGAAACUGGAAAAGAGGAUAAGAUCUGACUGUAUCAAUGAAGAAGGAUGUAGGAGAAUUCUAUUUAAAAUGAUGUAUAAUUAGACUAUUAUGUUUUGAAUGUUCAUGUAUUAUCUUGGAAGAGAACUGCCAGGCAUAGAUGAACAUAUUUAGACCUAGAACUGGAUUACAUGAUAAGGAACUUUCCUUCAAUUAUUGCAAGACACUCAAGUGACAUUGAAAAGGCUUUUACUGUGCAAACUCUUGUUCAAAAUAGUUUGGCUUCACUGUUAUGAUGAAGUACAAGAUUAUUUGGUAAAUUACCAGGGAUUUAGAGAGUACUCAAGAUAAUCUGAGGCUAAUUUGGAAAAAUAAGAUAAAAUAUUCUUCUGCUGUGAUGUCGUUUUAAGAAACAGUGGUGUAAUUCAUUGCAGGAAGACUUAUUGCAUUGUAGGAAUGAUGGAAAUAUUUACUUUAGAUAAAUUCCUUCUCUUGUGUCAGGACACAAACAAUUAAAAUAUAUAUUUACAAUGUAUAGGUUUGUUAUGUCCUCCUCUGAAUGUCUGAUGCUAGCUCGUGUCCAAGACAGAAUAUUUAAUUAGAUGAACAUGAGUUGUCAUCUGGAAUGACAGUCUGUAUAUUUUGGUUGAUAUCUUCACAAAUGUGUAGAGGAAUUGGAAAUUACAGAAGUUUUGUCCACAUCUAAAAAUUUACACAAAUUUGGUUUUCUAACAGUUUUUUUUUUUUCCUUUCAUAAAAGAUAGUAGUUCAUAUGAAGUCCAAAGAAAGAAAUUAGCAGGAGUGAACAGAAGUCGGCAAAGCUGAACAUUUUCAUGGUAAAUUUUUAUGUGGCUAUGAAAAUGAUGGAUUUCAUGGAUUAUUUUCUUUAGUGUAGGAACAGUACUAAUUGUAGUUUGCCAUCAGUGUUAAACUAGGAUUUUGAAUUUAGCCUGCGGCAGUAUAACAAGAACUUAUGCCAACUUGCAGCGCUGUGCAGCUGCUGAAAAGCCCGGCUCUACCAAGAGCCUUCAAAAUAUAUGAAUGCAGAGCUUCAGCUCUGUCGAUCUUCUUUGAAAAACAUUGGAGCAGAUUCAACUCUAAUGUGUGCCAGUAUAAACCUAGAAUUGCUUCCGUGAUGACUGUUGAACAGUUUUCAUCAAUGCAAGUGAAAUAGUGAUUUUGUUUAUUGAAGCAGGCAUGAAUUUUCAGGGAAGGGAGGACUAAGAAGGCUAAGCUGUCCAAUUAGCAUCAGACAGCCUGGCUUCUCCAUUUAAAUUGAGGUUGUAUCUGUCCCUGAGAGGCAGUAACCAGUGUAGCAAGACCGUAGUAAAGCAGAGGAUAUAACUACAGCGAAUUAAGACAGUCUUUGCUGAUGUUGGUAGAUGCAGAUGGAAUUGUGCAACACCUGCACUGCCUUUCUUGUUUUUCGAAAGCACCAAAAUAAGCUAAUAACUAAGCCUAACUGUUUUUGGUUUGGUUUGGUUUUGUUUUUGUGGAGCUUCACCCUAUAAAUUCCUUAGAAACAUUUUCAAAGUCCGUUCUAAAUCAUUAUCAUUCAGUUUUCCAUUAAAUUGUUAAGAUAAAACAUUUCAGUGAUAAUAACAGUUGAUAAGCAUAAUGCACUGAACGUAUCCCUGCUGUAAUUCUGCUGCAGAAAACUGAAAUCAAGUAAUAACAAGGACUAACAGUCUAAGGAGAUUUUAAGGGUGCACUUGGGGUUGCCUCUACUUCUGUUAUUGAUGAAUUUAACCCUGAAAAUUUUUUUCAGGGCACACAAGGAAGAUGUGCAUAUUGUGGAUAUGAAUAGUUUGGCCUUAUAAUUUACUCACUGUUAAAACUUCAGGAAUUAAGCCCACAACAUCCAUGUUUCUUCCUUCCACCUCUGAAUAAUAAAGAUGCUGGAUAUGGGUCUUAGGUGGGCCUUAUGUUUCUCUACCACUUUCAGAGCUGUGUGAACAGAAGGGACGGAGAACCUUCUUCCAGUGAGGAGUUACUGAUUCCUCCCUGGCCAGUAAGUAAUGGGAUUUCUGUCAUUUAAUUUGGUCUGUCUAAAAGCCAGACUUCUAGAUUGAAAUAAUAAUUUUUACCUUCUGUAGUCAUCAAAGAGUAAGGGACAGCUGUAAAGAGCAAGUCAUCUAUCUUAGGAUGUUGGUUAGUUUCCCUGUGAAAGUACUUGUUUCUCCCCAGUGAUACCAGAGGAAACUUAGGCAAUGAUCUCAGUCUAUUAAAAAAGGGUGAAAAGAUUCUUAUUGUAACGGGUAGCUGCUAGUAAUCAAUAAUGUAGUCCCACCUGCCCUAUACGCAGGUGUGCACUGAUCCCAGUAUCGCUAUGUUUAUUUCUCUUAAAUGAUUCAAAAGGAUGUGUGACUAGAUCUGAAACAGAUCUUAUCUGCAUUUCGAUAAGGUUUAGGUACUAUUGUAACUGGAAUGAUUUCACUGUUUGGAGAACUGCCAUCUUUGAUGCGUGUUAUGAUAUACCCUCCAGAAGGGAGCUUUAGAGCAGUACUGACUUCAAAUUUAGAUGAGAUUGCACAGGUCCAGUGGAAUGUUGAACAUGGAAUCACAGAAUGGUUUGGACUGGAAGGGACACCAAAGAUCAUCUAGUUCUAACCCCUCUGUCAUGGCCAGGAACACCUUCCACGAGACCAGGUUGCUCAAAGCCCCAUCCAACCUGACCUUGAACAUUUCCAGGGAUGGGGCAUCCACAGCUGCUCUGGGCAGCUUGUUCCAGUGCCUCACCACCCUCAUGGGGAAGAAUUUCUUCCUUAUUUCUACAGUAAUCUAAAUCUACCAUCUUUCAGUUUAAAACCAUUACCCCUUGUCCUAUCAUUACAUGCCCUUGUAAAAAAUCCCUUACAAAAUGACUCAGAAAAGUUGUCCUGUGUGGGGAUGCAGAAGUCAGCAAUCCUAGUCUUAAUUUUUUCUUAUAUUUUCCCUUUCCUCGCUAUGACCGUAAAUCAGCUUCUACUGAAUUCUUACUUUGGAAUUACUCUCUGAGCUGAUGGCAGACUCCCAAAGGAUACAAUUCCAGUGGCCUAGUCAGGUGCAUCUUUGUGAUAUCAUGUAGUGGCAUUUGAGGGAUGCCUUCCAAAGGCCUUGCCAGUCAAGUAUGUUUUGCUUUGUUGGGGAAGAAUGUUUUUAAUUUCAUUUUGGGUUUAAACUUUUCUGUAAAACGCAUAAAGGUACAGAGCAGAGCUGUAGGUUUUCUCUGUUUCCUGCUUCCAAGCCAGGUGAUUAUUUUGGAGACCAAUGACAAGCAUUUGGGAAAAAAAACAAAAGCAAUACUUCAAGUGUGUCCAUUGGAUAAGAUGGAUGGCAAUAACAAAAAACUUAGAUUUUCAAUGUAUUACUUCAACCUAUUUUAUUUUAGUCUUUAAAAGGAAUCACUGUUGUUGUUGUUCAGAUACUCAGCUAAAUCUGGGGAGACAAAUAUUAUACUUCCUAUAAAGCUGAGAAAAUACACAUUCUAGAAUCAGUUCUUUGUCAUCUCCAGGUGAAAGGGAGAGUUUGUUUCUUGCUAUGCAGUCUUAUGGUUUGCAGGCACUGUAUGUGCGUAUCUUGGUGGCAUUCUGAGAUUUAGCUUGCAAUUUCAGCAAAUAAGGAGACUUUUUCACUUGAGUUUUAGUCAGUUCCAAACCCAGAUGUUAGAUGUUUCGAUAGCAGGAGAAUUCCUGACUUUCCACCUGGUUUUGAGAACUGCUGAUUCUCAGGCAUUUUUACAGACUCUUCUGAGAGUCCUGAGUACUCUACAUUUUGCAGGAUUACAUUUUGUAAAGGUGUCUACUGUGUUUUUCCUUUUAUUUUUUUUUUCUUUGCUAUUCAGGCUCCUCUAUUCUCCCUCUGCUGCAGCACGUUAUAAAUUGCUUUCAUAUAACCUGUGUUUCCCACUGAGGUGCAGAUAUUUUGGAUUCAAGAACAGCCCUGUAGAGAUGAAGCUUUCCUAAGAAUUUUUAUUUCUAUUAGAGCUUACAACGUUAAUAUUUUUAGUAAGGCUUUUCAACUUAUGUUAGAGAAGGUAUGCUUUCCUGAGUAGAUGAGGCAUGUUAUCUCUCUGUGGGAAUCUUUCUCAUGUCAUAGCCAAAAAUGGCAGUUUAAAAUCUCCUAUUUAGACUUCAUUAAGCAGCACCUUGCAGUUCAAAAACCCAGAUGUUUUAAUGCAUGAAAAAGUACUCUGUUGCGUACACCUAGCCAAAUUAAUUAUUCAGUAAAAUGUUUGUGGUAAAGCAGCAGUUAAUCGAAAAGUGGCAGAUGUCAUACACAGAAGUGUCCAUUUCGCUAUGGUGCUUUAUGGUCUGUUGUGACAGCUAAAUGGAGCAGCUCAACAGCUGUCAGCAUGUUAAUGUUUUGGAUUAAAUAAACACACUUGGAAGAACUUUCCUCUGAUUUUUGAGAUGUAAUGACUUUGAAGGCAGCCAUGUUGCUUUGCAGAUGAAGUUUUAAGAGUUUUGUAAGUGAUGCCCAUAAGAAACGGGGAAUAGCAUUGGGCAGACAGGUAGACCAGCAUGUUUUAGUUUCUUUGGAGCUGUGUAACUCUGGACCUCAAUGGGGCUUAGAAAUUUCUACCCAGUCUGGACACCAGAAACAGAGGAGAUUUAAAAAAGGGUUGCAGAGUGGUAGAUACUCUUCUUCCUUUCUUUUAUAAUCUUUAUUAAGCAUAGGGGGAAAAAAAGCAUAAAAAAAACCCAACCAACCAAAACUGAACAAACUUGUGAGAAGUGAUGGAACCAAUCAAAAAAGCUGGACACAUAUAAGCAUAAAACCAAUACAGUUUCUGUCUGUUUCUGUUAAAUUCAAUCCAGAAGACUCAGGGCUGAACGCAUGAUCAUUUUGACAUAUUUGUUUUAGCUUUGUUGUUGUUCAGUGCUUUCUUUGUAAUGUAGUCAGCUGAUUGUCCAAGAAAUCUUCUGUUUUGCCUGAGGGUUUUCUUGAUUGCUUUCCUGAUCUCAACUAUUUUGGAGUCACAGUACCCAAUAUGGGUGUAAUAUAUGGACAGAUUUGGCUGUGUGUAGCUGGCCAGUCCUUGAUGUUUUUCAAAUGGCUGGGAUGCUUACGUGUUUAACAGAAUCUGAGCGGAUAUACUUUAUUUUUAUGCAAAGUACAGCUGGUGGGAUUCUCUUGGGAAUGAUAUUUUUCAUUUCUGUUUCAAAUAGAGUAGGGUCUUACCUUCAGCAUCAAGGCUGCAAGAGAAGCAAUGAGAUAAAUUAUUAUUAUAGUUUACUUUUCUCCACCUUGAGUGUCUGCUUCUGACAGUGGCUGAUGGGUUUGUGUCACAAAACAAGAAAUGCACAGGACACACAAGGCCUAAACCAUUCACCUGGGCUUACAGAAAUAAGGUAAUGAAGAUUUACUAUCGUUGGAACAUCUCAAGAGUUGGAAAGAAGCAUUUGUGAUGACAAGAAGGAACCACAAGGGAGCUGCGUCUUUAAUUGUAUCUGUGAAUGAAGCAAUGACCACUUGUUUCUUGAUGCUUCCUGCCAUUCCCAGUACCUAAUUUUUGAAGAGUGCAACUGUGAGCAAUUAUUGAAUAUCUUGUCCUCUUGCUCCAUCAUAGUUUGUUCAGGAAAGAGACUGGAGGCUUAGUGGGCUCCUUUGAGAAAUAUACCAAGACCAGGGAAAACUGGAGUAGGAUUUUGCCUGGGAACUCUACAAAAAAGUUAUUUUUGCAACUUUUUCUACAUCAACUCUGGAAGCUUUAUUACAUAACAUUACUUAAGAAAGCUAAAUACAGUAACAGAAGAAUAAACCGAUUCUUUUAAUCCAAAUGAACAAACAAAAAAACAAGCCAAAAACCCCACCAAAAACCCACAAAAACAAACAACAACAAAACAAAAACAAACAAAAAAGCCACAACAAACAAAUAACAAACCAGAAAUGCAUGGAUGACGAGAAAUAUUAAACAUUUGUAUGAAAUAAGUGGAAGUGAAUUGGAAUGCUGUUGGAAAAGGAGGGUUGCCACAACUUAAGCACAGAAGCUUGUAGGCUUUUGUUGUGUGGAUGCUUCUUGGGGGAAAAUUGUUUGGCAGCCAUUCCGCAUUCAGCCUGGAGGAGUCAGGUGGGAUCUCUCAAGAGCUGCUGCCUCAGGGCUCUGUGGGAGCAAGUCUGGUAGGCUUGUUUUCUGAAGUCUGCUGGGGCCAUUGGGUGGUGGUAGCAUCCCCAUGGGAAGAUGUCUUUGUGUUUUUCUGUAUCCACUUCUUUCCUGAAUUAUAGCAGUAGUCAUCAAUAAACAGGCAAGCCAUGAUCCCUUGCCUAGUGAGCUUCCAGCACACCUCUUUUAUCUCCUGUUUCUCAGCUCAGACAUGCCCCUUCUGGUUCUCAAACAUCUGUCCUUCCUUCUUUGGUCUGACCAAGUGUGGCCGUUCUUAAAUAAUAAGAAUCAGUUUUCAAUAGUAUGGAGAAGGUGGGAAGAAAAGAAGCUGACCAAACCCUAAGGUGGACACCCUGAUUGCAGGUAAGCUAAACAUGUAGCUUUCAGACAGAAUGGUGCACUGUCAACAAGGCUAGAAAACUGACUGUGCAUGCAGAGGGCUAAAAUAUCUAACAUCAGAUCCUUAAUAUGUUGUAAUGACUGUUAAACCUUCUGAACUGGUUUUGAUGCCCCAACAGAAUAACAAGCACAUGGUCAUUAGCUACUUUUGGGCUUGAAAGCAGCUCUGAUCACAAUAAUUUUUCACUAACUUCUCUUUCAUGUUCUCUCUUAAAUUCCAGUUUAAACAAGAGCCUGGCACAUAGAUAUUUUAAAUUAUAUUUUUUAAACCUUCAAAAAUCUGUUGCUUACAGCUGCUUUUUUUCAACUCAAUAAGCGGAUUUGCCCUGGAAAACACUUUGUCACCUUUUCACCCAUAUGACAAAUAAAUGAGCUUUAAUUACUGCUUUUAUAGGGGUUCAGUCUCUUUCAGGUUUUGAAUUCUAAUUUGAUAUUGGGUAAAUAAAAUAAAUGCGGUGUCUGUGUCAAUAGAAGGCAAAGAAAGAUUAAAAAGUAAGGUGCUACUUCCGUAGCUUUGCAACAAUAGAAUAAAAGUGGAAUAAUGAACUGUAGAUGUGUCUAAUUACAUAAAUAAUGCAUUUGUGUAAUUGUCUAGUAGGGGUGUGCUAAUGAAUCAAUUAUUUUUAAUUGUAGGAUGCUUGAUUGUUUCAGAAAUAUAAUUGAUUGUAAUCAAGAAUCGAUUAAAUGUUAGUAGUAAUUGUAUGUAUCAAAUUUAAUAUAUUAUUAUGGUUUAGAAACGUUUUUGAAAAAGGAAGUAUUAAAGGACUAUACUAGUGUUAUGUGUUCAUACCAUUGGGUUGAUGGAGGUGGCACUUACCGUAAUAGUGCAUGAUAAAUGAAACAUUUAUUUUCUCCUCAUCUUAGUGUUCCAAUCUCAUCUGAUCUGUGAGGAUAAACAAGGGUUUAGGCUUGCUUCAUAUUCAUAACUCUUAGCUUGCUGUAUGAAGAAGGCUUUGACAGAAACCAAGUGCCCCCAUGUGAGACUCUUUCAAAGGUGUGAGACUCUUUCAAAGGUGUGAAACUCACGGUUCUGACCACAUCACAAAAAUAGUGCUCUGCACAGCAGGGUGGUAGAGCACAAGGGGUUUGUACCAACCAGCCUUCCCCAAAUGCCCUGGCAAGCGGUCAACCCUAAAUACGCUUUCUCUUCUGAACUGUUUCUGGAUUGAAGUGUGCCAUGUGGAACUGUUAGCUUUCACUCCAAACCUGUUAUUCUUCUUCUUGCAAAUAAAACUUAAGUAAUUUUAAUUCUAGGGAACUUCAUGAACAUGUGCACAAGUUAUAAGGUUAGAAGGUUAUGGAUGAUGAAAGCAUUCAAAUGUUGACAAACUUUUGCCACAAGAAAGUGGACACCUGUCUCUGCAGUAUUUCUUUGAGUGUGAUGAGCAGUUUUCACAUUCUUAAGAAAGAGUCUGUAACAGAAUUUGAGAAUUUGGCUUACAGAAAAGGCGUUCAGUCUGCCUUCCCAUGACUGUGCUGGCUAUACAGAUACGAAGGGCAAACAACAAAGUGAAGCCAGUAUGACUCUAUAUAUAUAGUGAACUGACCAGGUAAAUGAAAAGGGUUCAUUUUAACAUAAACCUAUUUUUGGUAUCAUAUGCAGAUGUUUUGUUUAUGCUGAAAACUUUUUUAGCCUUUGAAAAAGGGCCAAUUUUAAGCCUAGUAUUGUGGAUAGGAGAGUGGCUUAUCCAUUAAUUGCAUAGACCACAUGUACUGUUCAUGUUUCCAUGGGUUUGUGUGCCCUGCUCAACAUGUGUGACCAACUUGUGUGCCCAGGGAAAGCUGAAAUCUGCACUGAAGAGUAGGUAAAGCACAGAGCUCCCUGCUGAGGGAACCUGUGUAAGGACCUGUGAUCUACUACUGCAGUUCCAUGAGAAGAAACAUUUUUUUGGGAAGUGUGCAAAAUAUGUAGAUAGUAAAUAUAGAGUGCCAUCUACUGACAUGUAAGGGGAGAACAUAUAUGUGGCAUUGUCCAGAAAUGUGCCGAGUCAAUAAAGUUGUUGUUAUGCUCCAAAUGGCCUCCUGACUGUAGAUGCAAGUGUGAGUCUAGUCUGGGCUUGUCUUUCCCCUGUAGGGAUCAGUUGAGCUGCCUGAUGUGGUCUUGGUAUUUCUAAAAGCUUGUCCUUGUAACCAAAAGUCCAAGAUUGAUCAGCAAAAUUUCAACAGGAAGGAGGUGGUUUGUUUUUGUUAUGUUGUUUUGGUUUUUAGUAUUAUUAUUAUUAUUAUUGUUUUAAAAUCAGGUUGGGAAGAGUCUAAAGUGGUUAUUCUUUGCCUGAUGUCACUGGAAACCUGGCGUAACUUGUGCCUUGUCCUUAGGUCACUUGCUGGAUGGGCUGUGGAGGAGCUGCAGAAGAAGUGGGAAGCUGAGUCACCUCCCCCUUGUUUUUUUUCCUCCGGAAAUUGAGUGUUGAAUUAUCAUUUGACUACAGAAAAGUGCUCUAUCAGAAAAUAUCUGACUAUCAUUAUAAAUUGCUCCAUACUUUGACAAAGAUAAAUUAUCAGAAUUAUUUGCUUUCCUGCCUGUGGGGGCUAAUUAUUUGAGUAGUGAGUUUCUGAGCUUGAGGAUGAAGAGAAUAAUUGACCUUUUUUUCUUUCUCUUUCUAGCACUGUUUUCUGAAUGUAAAUGGUGUGUGUGAAAAAUAUAACACAGUAAAGAAAAAAUUUCAGGCUUCCCUCCCGAGAACAUCAGCUUGCUGCUCAGAAAAGUUUAAAAAGACAAAUGAAACAUUAGGAAAUAUUAGACUAGGAGUGAAGAGCAAAACAAUGAACCUCAUUAUUCCAGUGUAUAAAUCUAUGGUGAAUCGUAUCUGGAAUGCUACACACAGCUUUGGUCUCUCUGCUUCAAAAGAAAUGUUACACAGGCUAGAGAAGGGUAACAAAGAUGAUCAGGAGUUAAGAAGCUGCUGCUGCUGCACUCAAGAAGGUUCUACAAAAAAACACAGAAGGGAGAAAAUGGUUGUUCUCCACUACUCAGGAGAACUGAGAAACAACAACAACAAAGUUCACGUGCACGUAUAAAGUUGUGGAACUUGGUGCCAGAGUGUGAUCGGAGAGCCAGAAUAAUGGAAUUAAUGAAGAAAUCAUGAGUACUGUGGCUGUUAAAAGUUGCUGCAGUUGCAGCCUUUGGCUUAGAAAGCCCUUUCUCUUCUAAUUUGAGGCAAUCAACACUGCAUACCCAGGAGGCAUCACUUUCUUUUCAUCUCAUUUCCUAUGUUUUCCUUUAAUUAUGGCCUAUUGGACCUAGAAGGAGAUAGAUUAUUAAACCAGGUGGGUUUUUAGUCUAAGCUAAACCAGCAGGAGCCAGAAGAUAGGAACUCCCCUCUUACCAUGUGCCUACACAGUCGUGCCCUGUUUUCUAUCUGCUCUUUCAUUGUCCCAAAGAAUUUAACAAUUUUCGCACAGGUGCCACUGGGUGUCAUUUGGGUGGCUGGUGGGCUCUGCUCAGGGUCUCCUUCAGAAAGGGAUGGAGUUGUGUUAAAACCACGAUUCCUGACUCCACUUUGUAACACAGAUACCUAAAGUAACUAGGGACUGCAGAGCAAAUCUCUCAGAUUCCCAAGUUGUUUAUUGGCUCUUUCCCUUAAUUAUGAACCAAAGACAAUAUUCUUCAAUUCAUCUGUAAAUAUCUCUUGAGGCUACUUGUCAAGAGAAUUUCUUCUGGCUUUUCAAACUCAAGUGAACUAUUCUGAUUAUAAGAUAACAUAAACAUGUCACUAAUCAUGUGAACAUGUUUGUAUUGUAAGCAUGCUACGUAAUUUCCAUUAGAUGUUUGAAAUGGAAAAUAAGGUAGAAAAAUUCCAAACUUCUGCAGUUGAAACCCAUCUUGGUGUCCUCAGCUUCUUCCCAGGGACCUGCCUGCCUUUCAGAUGUUCUACACCAGCUCCCACAUUUCCAUAAAAGCCUUGGUCGUCAAAGCAAUUUUCCUUGUUUAUAAUUUUAACCGUAUUAUUUGCCUCAGUGAAUGUCACCAUUAGCCCACAUGGACAAAUAACCUUCAAAGGAUUAAGUAACUCUUUCUGUCUCCUUUGUUGCUUGCUUUCCUUCAGUAAUUCUUUACCACUGAGGUGAUGCCAAAGAACACCCAUUGGGGAACAAUAUGUAUGUACCAUCUUCAAGUAUACAAAGAAGGAAAACAAACAAACAAAACAAAACAGAGAAAGGUCUUCAUUCCAGUCAGUUGUCAAACCUAGCAACUGUGCCAGCUUCAGUUACCAGUUCUGUAAUCUCUUUGCUUCCUACAGUAUAAAAAUGCUUGUCACAAACCUUGUUAGUAGGUUCCUCCUGUGGUUUUAAUACCCACAUUUAAUUUCUGGGACCAUUCUUUUGAAUUUUUGUGCUGUUUGCAUCCAAGCUGGUGUCAGAAUGUCUGUUGAGGAUGGUUUCCCUGAAGAAGGCUCUCUGGAAGGGUAUUAGUGUCCUGAUGCAGCUGAAUCUUACAAGCUUGCAUCUGGAGAUGGGAAUGUUGCACCCAUGUUCUUCUGGGUUUUUUGUUUGUUAUGUGACAAACAAGUGCAUGUCUAGUGUGAAGAAAUGUUCUUAAGCAAACUUAAUUCCGUGUGAUUGAAUUAAUUUGCUUUAGAAUGGUACUUGGACUAGAAAUCUCAGUCCUUGCAGUGCUACACCACUAGUCCAGGAGGUCACACUUUGGCAAACACAGAGCUCAUGCAUUUCUUUCAGUGAUAAUACUGUCAACUCCAAUUUACAGCAGUGUGGCUUAACACAGAGCUUACCAAUAAUUUGUAGUGAUCAGAAGAUCAAUGAGAUGCAGUGUUUGUGUUCUGAAUGUACAAGUAAGGGUUAAGUGGCCUCCUGGGGGCUCCUUUCUUCUCUUUGGCUGCAACAACUUAGAGUCCUCAAAGUUGAAGCUGUAAUUCAUUGAUGUAAUUUUAAUUUUAGGAUGUAAAACCCCAAACGCUUGGUGUUUUUAAAGUCAGCAAUUCAUGAAAGUAAAAUCAGGGUACUGUGUCAUUGAUGGAAUUUUAUCUCCUUUUUAACCAUACAAAUGUAAGCAAGCCCUGGCUAAUGGGCUCUGUUGUCAGCAGCAGCGUGCUCUGACACAGCGGUGCGGUUGGGUAGCAAUCUUUCUUAAGGGCUCUCUUUUCCCCAUGGGGUGACCUCUUUCCUGGCUCAUUGAGAUAAAUUCUUGACCUGAUCUGAUGGAGGUGGAAACUGAGCAGCAGUUUUAAAAUCAGUAGUCUCCACAUGAGCGCUGUGUCUAGCACAUAUUGUGCCUUUAAAAAUGAAAUAAAUGCCCUCUCUGCACCCAAAAUCCAGCCAUCGCUUUGGCAUCUUCUGGCACAGAGGCAUUUAAUGCAAACUGUUUAAUUAAAGUGAUGUUUUUUCCUCCCCGUAUCUAAUUUUUAUGUAUGCAACACUGAACUUUUCUCAAAAAAAACCCACUUACUCAAAGCAGGAAGGCAUUAAGAAUAAAUUCCUGAGAGCUCUAGUGAGAAGCAUGUCGUGUGAAAUCACGGAGGAAAAAGAACCAGCAGCUGUUACUGUGUUACUAGGAGAAAAACCCUUUCAAUACCCUUUUAAUAAACCUGAAAUCUGUUCUUUUAUGUUGUCAUCUACUGCAGCUCUCUCAGAAGGAAAUAUUUGAGAUCUGAGAUUGGACACUUGAUGUAAAGCCACUUCUGAUUUAGAAGUGGGAAAAGAAGUGUAUUAGAAAAUAAGAAUUCGUCUGACAAGAAAUGUGAAUUACCUAUAAUACUUGUUGCUAGUCAUAGUCCUGUUGAUUGGUCAAUGUAUAUGAGAUUUUUCCACUGUAUUACAAGAUCAAUCUAGAUUUUGGCAUAUAUACAAAUUCACAUUAUGUUUACCUUUCAUGCAUAUCAAAUACACGUGUUAAUGUAUGUGUUCUUAAAAGAAACCAUACAUCAACUGCAAUUUGUAGCAUAAAAGCAAUACAAAGACAUUCUUAUCCUUUAGAUUUUGUUAGUUAAGCAUGGUUAUGAAAGCCAAAACAGCUUCACAUUUAAAAUUAGCAAAUUUCUAAGAUUUAGGACUUUGUCAGGAAUUGACAAGUUAUUUUUGCCCCACACAAAUGACAAGUAGGUACAGAACAGUUAGGGUAAAUUUGGUAGGUUAUUGCUCAGAAUUCAGUAUCUCCUAAACUCUGGUUAGUACAGGCUCUGGAUACAUGAAUUUUAUUCAUAUUCCUAAACUGAGUCAUAUAGGCAUGAGUUAUUUGAGGUGGCAUUGCAAUUUUUCCCUAGCUACUUAAUACCUGUUUAGAAGAAAUCUAUUCAGAUUCUGCUCUCACUGCUGGAGAAAGCUGGCAGGUUAAUCCACUUUGCUUACUUUGCAGUUAUUUAAAUUUAUUCUUUUGGGGAGGAUAUUUUCAGAAACUUGGCCUCAAAUUGCUAAAAGUGCACUUCUGGAGUUCUUAUCGUUGUUUCUUCUGUCUAGGAAGUGACAGUAUAGAGGGUUCUUUUGCUUCCACGUUGCAUUUUAAGGUUCAGGUAGCAAAUGGCCUGAGCAGAGCAGGAUGGUCUCGGCCAUCACGGCCAGGACACACAGCUUGCCUACUCAGGGCUCUCUGCGUUCAGCAUUUCUGAGUCUUUUCCCAUCUCUGCCAUUUGCUGUGCUGACUGUUUUCAAGUGCAUAACUGCUCCCAGUAGCCUGUAAUUGCAAGGUCAGUCUAAGGUGAAGCUGUGCCUUGUUUAGGGAAAGACAUGAACAGUCUGUUUAGGCCAUAUGUUGUUGCCUUGUCCUUUUCUUGAAACCUUUGGGUAGCUCAGCCUGUUACGUACAAUGAUUAGGAGCAUCAAAAUCUAUCGGAGUACAUGACUGGGGCCAGCUUAGCUUCAGUGUAAUUGGCAGCUUUGUGGAGUCUGUGCUUGAGUCCUAGAUGGGCAUAGUAAGAAAUGGUAUUUUAUCUGAUGCGUGAUAUCAGAUAUCUGAUCUGAUAUUUGAUUUUGAGGAUGAGCUACUCUGUGUUCCUUGAUUUUUUUUCCUUGCUAUCCUCUGCACUUUUUGUUGCAGAGAAUGAAACCUAUAGCAUCACUUUUCCCAUUAUGCCUGGAUUUGACUGCACUAUAUCAACCAACAGCUACUGGCUGGAGGAAGCUUUUAAAUUUUAUUUUAUUUUAUUUUUUUUUUUUAAGAAUUGAGACUUUCUUUGCCAUGAAUGCAAAAACAAGAAAAGGGUCAAACUAUGUAAGGAUGCUUCUUUGACAAGCAACUUGCUUACGGCCUUCCAUUGAUGUUCAGUCUAGACAUUCACUCUAACUAUUAAUUUGGUUAGAAACACUUAGGGACAGGGAUCUAUUAUUUCCUCACUGAAAAAAAGGCACAGGCUAAAGCUUUGUUUUAAAACCAGUUAUGGUUGCUAAGUAACAGUGUUCCCUAAAUUGAGUGUCUUCCUCAACAACUAAUCCUAAAGUCUUAAAAAAUGAGAAAUUAAAGACAUGAUAAACCUUCCUCUGUCCAUGUGAUUAACAGAUAUUUUGAUUUAAACCUUGGUCCCAGUGUUGUAGGUGGAGAAAGCUUCCACUGGCUCAGUGACAUUAAUAUUUUUCCCCUGGUUCUUGUCCAGAGUAGAGAAAUUUGUAGCAUAACAUACCUACAUGGCAAAUUCUGUUUUUUUAAUGAACUAAUUACUAGAAUUUCCCAAGUUUCCUUCACCUUCUUACAUUGGUAGUGGUGUUUUGUUUUGCUUUUGAUGGAGAUGAAGAAAUAUUUUAAAACAAACAUAGGAAUGAAAUCAGAUAUUGUCGUUAAAUCAAAAGGAGAAUGUUUCAGGCUCAGCUAAUGAUGGCUCUUUCCAUCAGCACAUAUGUUCUGUUCCCCAGUGCGUUAUGUUUGUUACAUGGGUGUAAUGCAGCUCUGCGUUUCCCCACAAUUCUCACAAAAGGACAGGAAAGCAGAUUUAGGUGUUAGGUGGAGGGCUAGAAGCACGUCUUUCUGCUUUCACAGCCAGUGUUUUAUACUGCAAGUCACAGCACCUCUUGGUCAAGUCAAUAAAUCUCUUGCAGUGCAGAGCUACCCAGGGUAACAACAUCUGGGUUGGUACCAGGGAUAGAAGUGGAACAGGCAUGUCAGUGUGGCCCUGUGCUCAGCUGCCCCAGCUCUGCUGGAGGAGGUUCAGCAGCUCCAGUGAAGUGCUGCACUAAUGCUUUUGGAGCAUCACCCGAGUGACGCUGUGCUGGACAAAGUAAAUGGACAUGGUCGGGCAUUUACUUGGAUGUUUAAGCAUUAUCCACUCACAUUUGUAGAUGUGCCUCCCAGUAAUUUUAUUGGUGAACUUCUUAGUUACACCAUAUGGUUUCUAUCUAUUUCUCUCUCAUUGGAAGAUCUUCCAGCUAUUGACAGCUUAUAGAAGUUGGUAAAUAUUAUUGCAGUUGUAACUACUUUUAUGUUUUUCUGGAAAACUUUGGGGACAUUAUUAGACCUUGCAAACUGACUUACAAUGUUAAUUUCUCACUAAAAUAUGUAGGAAGCGAGUUCCUCAAGUCUCUCAAUAUGGUUACAUUUCUUCUGUUUUCAAAUGUAAAUACAAGAAUGGUAGCGAUGCUCACAUUCACAAGAUUAUUGUUUUGUGUCUUUGCAAUUACCUAGAAAAGAGAGCAAAGUUAGCAUUUUAAGCAUACCAUUUCCCAAACACUUAGUACUUCAGGCACCUGGGCCUGGUGCCCUGAGGGAUUUUUUGCAUUUGACAUCGAGAUUUUGUGUUUGGCCUCCACAUGUUGUCCAUCCUGUCCCUGUUGCGCUGUGCUCUUAGAUGUGCUUGGUCCUUUAGCUGUCACAUUUGAGCUGUUCCAAACUCCCGUCUGGAGACUGACCAGUUAGAGUGUGUGUUGCUGAAUGGGACAUCUGUGCAAAGCUGCACUCUCAGCUGAAGAGCUCCUGGUUCUUCUGCAGUUGCCAAAUAUAGGGGAAUAGGUAACCUGUGUUUCUGAAUUACUAUACAGCUUAUCCUUGGUGCCAUCUCAAGGCAUAUCAAGGAUAAGAGGGUUAUUAGGGGCAGUCAGCAUGGCUUUACCAAGGGUAAGUCAUGCUUGACCAACCUCAUAGCCUUUUAUGAGAAUGUAACAAGGUGGAUGGAUGAUGGCAGAGCGGUGGAUGUGGUCUACCUUGACUUCGGUAAAGCCUUUGACACAGUCUCCCACAGCAUCCUCACAGCUAAGUUGAGGAGGUCUAGUCUAGACAAUAGAGUAGUGAGGUGGGUUGCAAACUGGCUUAAGGAGAGAAACCAGAGAGUGGUAGUCAAUGGUGCGGAGUCUAGUUGGAGGCCAGUAUCUAGUGGAGUGCCUCAGGGGUCAGUACUGGGGCCAAUAUUAUUCAAUAUAUUCAUUAACAAUUUGGACGAGGGAAUAGAGUGUCCUAUCAGCAAGUUUGCUGAUGACACUAAGCUGGGAGGAGUGGCUGACACGCCAGAAGGCUGUGCUGCCAUCCAGCGGGACCUGGACAGGCUGGAGAGUUGGGCGGGGAAUAACCUGAUGAAAUUUAACAAGGGAAAGUGUAGAGUCCUGCAUCUGGGCAGGAACAACCCCAGGUUCCAGUAUAGGUUGGGAAAUUACAUAUUAGAGAGCAGUGUAGGGGAAAGGGACCUGGGGAUCUUGGUGGACAACAGGAUGACCAUGAGCCAGCACUGUGCCCUUGUGGCCAGGAAGGCCAAUGGCAUCCUGGGGUGUGUUAGAAGGGGGUGGUUAGUAGAUUGAGAGAGGUCCUCCUUCCCCUCUACUCUGCCCUGGUGAGACCACAUCUGGAAUAUUGUGUCCAGUUCUGGGCCCCUCAGUUCAAGAAGGACAGGGAACUGCUGGAGAGGGUCCAGCGUAGGGCAACGAAGAUGAUUAAGGGAGUGGAGCAUCUCCCUUAUGAAGAAAGGCUGAGGGAGCUGGGGCUCUUUAGUUUGGAGAAGAGGAGACUGAGGGGUGACCUUAUUAAUGUUUAUAAAUAUAUAAAGGGUGAGUGCCACGAGGGUGGAGCCAGGCUCUUCUUGGUGGCCAACAAUGAUAGGACAAGGGGUAAUGGGAUCAAGCUGGAACACAAGAGGUUCCACUUAAAUUUGAGAAAAAACUUCUCAGUGAGGGUGACAGAGCACUGGAACAGGCUGCCCAGGGAGGUUGUGGAGUCUCCUUCUCUGGAGACAUUCAAAACCCGCCUGGACAUGUUCCUGUGUGACCUCACCUAGGCGUUCCUGCUCCAGCAGGGGGAUUGGACUAGAUGAUCUUUUGAGGUCCCUUCUAAUCCCAAACAUACUGUGAAACUGUGUUUUAGUGGAAGGGUCUAAGUGCGGGGAAUCCCGCUCCACCCCCUCCCAGGAAAUGGGUUAGUGCCCAGAACAUCAUUAGAGACAGGAAAAUGGGAAGUUCAUGCAACUGCAUUGUAAAACAGGGACUAUUAAGUUAUCUUCCUCUCUCUUUAGAUUUAAGUCACUGAAGGUUGUUUUGUCCUUGUCUGUCUAAAUGUAAACUCCUUGCAGGCAGCUUAUUUUUUAAAACAAAGCAAAACUACAGUAAAACUAGAUCCUCUUUGUGUUUUGCUCAGUAACAAACUGAGAAAAUCCUGUCUGGUCAUUGUAAACUGUGUGUUUCUUCAGAGGUUUAUUUUUUUUGUUCAUGUUAGGAUCUAUUUAAAGCAUUUUCAUGCUUUUUAGCCAUCUAGCCAAGUGAUUCAGACUGUUUGUAGCAGUAACCAGCUCCCUCGUUACUCACUGCUUCAUGAAUCUUUGUCAACUAAAACAUUUAACCACCAAAUGUUUUCUGUUCUCAUUCAAAAAUAUUCUCAGAUCAUCAAUUAAAUAUAUUGAUGAGAAUUAGACCAAAAUGAUCUUUGAGGAGCUUCAGUGUUUAGUUGCCCAGUUCAUUAAUAUUUUCCCAGUCACUUUGAUUUCAGAUAUGCCGGUGAAGUACUUUUUGAUACAUUUAAUGAGCGUUGUUACUUCUGUACAUUGCCAUCUUUAAAAUGGUAGGAUUUUAAAAUCAAGAUGUCACUCAGUACUAAGAUUUUUUUUUUGUAUAGUCCGAGUACUUUAUCAAUAGAAAUGUUUUUAACAUCCAGACUUGUAUCCUGUCAAAGAAGGUUAGUGAUUUAUUUGAGAAGACCUAGUUACCAUGGCACUUGUUGACAGAAAUGGUUUGAUUUUUUUUUUUUAGCGUUUAUUUCUUUGUUGACAGUGCCUAUUUUUGAAUGAUCUAUUUAGCUAUCUUAGAAGUUCUAAACCCUUAUCAGCACCACCCCCCUCUCUUUUUUACUUUUUAAAAAACUCAUAUGGAACCACAUUUCCCUUUCUGUAAUCAUGUAGAAAUAAUCUGUUUUAUCAAAAGAUUUAUCACUAAUUAACAAAAUUUGUGAAGUCCCGAAUCCUUUAAAAAAUAAUAAAUUGUACUGUUAUUAUUUUUGCUUUCUCUCA
Columba livia (rock pigeon) is the source of this 38891-nucleotide messenger RNA. RefSeq names its product EARP complex and GARP complex interacting protein 1 (gene EIPR1). Gene Ontology annotation, molecular function: protein binding. The record is from RefSeq and is a predicted model, not a curated record. The coding region runs from base 105 to 1292 and encodes 395 amino acids. Gene Ontology annotation, biological process: protein ubiquitination. The transcript has 11 exons. NCBI's taxonomy places the organism in Eukaryota, Metazoa, Chordata, Aves, Columbiformes, Columbidae.